CCCGUGACCGACGAAUAAUAAACAAUCGGGAUCUCGCUACGGCCUUCGUUCGUAUCACGGGACACCCCGGCCGAAAGGACUUGAAUUAUUGAGCUUCUCGGCGUGAAUGUCCCGAGACGCGAGGAUAAGCGCCACUAUGUUACGGUGAUCGAUCGGGGUUGACGUCUCCCGGUUCCAUUUUCGAAGCGGCAUAGCUGUCGAAUGCGAGGCCGCGACAGUGACAGUGACAGCGAGACGUCGUCGAUCGGAGAGGUGGGGAGGCAGAUGAGCGCGGCGCUGCGUGUGCUGCUUGGUGCUGGCCGCGUGCGAGCACUGCUACUGGGCCGUGACGAAGCUGUUGCACAGCGACAAGCGCGAUGAGCGUCAGCGUGCGUUCGGUGCUUGUGGAGGGCCCAGCGGCGCCGCGCGCGAGGGGACAGUUCACUUAUGCUAGCACGCCGCGCGCGCUGUACAACAACAUGAAGCUCAAAAGGGACCCCUCUUGCGGCGGCGUGGCGUACUCGAACGUGAUGCACGACAAGCGCGUCGUGCGCGGCUCUACCUUCGCCGCGCACCCGCUCGCGCAGGGCGACGGCGCCGAGAGCCUCGCGGCGCGCGCGGCGCGGACGCGCCGGAGGGCCAUGGCGCGGCGCGCGGCCGCGGCCCGCCUGCGCCCCGGCACGCCGCCGCCGGCGCCCGGCCGCCGGCACCAUCCCAUCCAGACGGAGUACUAUCUGGAAGAGCUGUUCGACAAAGGCGUGGAGAUGGACGUAGGCGUGCAGACGGACCUAUUCAUGGACCGCCCCUCGACGCCACUGUACGUGCCCGCUAAGACCGGCGCCGACGCCGCCACGCAAAUCUACCCCGGCGACUUGUUCGACUUCGACCUGGAAGUGCAGCCGAUCCUGGAGGUGCUAGUGGGCAAGACCACAGAGCAGGCGCUGGCGGAGGUGGCGCAGGAAGAGGAGCUGGCGACGCUGCGCGAGCAGCAGCGGCGCUACGUGGAGCUGCGCGACGCCGAGCGCGCCGAGCGCCAGCGGCUCGCCGCGCAGGACCUUCGCCUGCACCAGGAAAAGGAGCGCCGCGUGGCGGAGGCGCGCGAGGCGCAGCUGGCGGCGACGGAGGCCCGCGAGCGCGCCGCGGCCGCCGUGCUGGUGCAGGGCUACGUCGCCGAGCUGCUGCCGGCCGUGCUCGCCGGCUUGCGCGACCAGGGCUACCUCAUGGAGCGCAUCGAGAGAGGCGUGGACGAGGAGUUCAUGCCGUGGCUGGUGGCUGAAGUGUCGCAGGAGAUCGAGUCGAUCAUUACGAGCCGCGAUGUCAUUACGGAGAUCGUGCGCGAUGUGGUGGAGGCGCGCGCGGAGCUGUACCGAGCGGCAGGUGAAAGAGAGGCCGACCGCGUACCCUCGGAGGAUGCCAUCUCGCUGCCCUCACUGCAGGGAGAAGAGGAGGAGGACGAAUUGCGAGAGAAUCCCUAGAGUUACCUAAGCGCCCCAGAGCAGCGCCGCCGCCGCAGUCACGCGUCUGAGCCACAUAACUACUCGAAAAUAUUUCUUUAGCUUAAAUAUAUUUUUAUUGGACUAUCUACCCACUUACAAUUAUGUUUAAGGAGAACAGCUGCCCCAGAGCAAAACCUAGUAAGAGCUUUAUACAAAAUUUUACAGGAGAGCCAAAAAACACAAAUCAAAGUUGCCCUUAAACAAAUUUUCCUUUUAAUAUAAAACACUAAUUCGUAUUAACGAAUAUAUUGAUGUCACAAAAAUGAUUACAAUUUAUAUAUUACAUAUUAAUACCCCUUUUAUUUAUUUUUAUUUAUUUAUUUAUUUAUUUAUUUAUUUAUUUAACAAGGAACACUUACAGCUAAAAACUAAAAUAGGAAAAUACAAUAACAACAUAAAGCCACUUAAAAGUCUUCACUAAUAGAAACACAAUAAAAAAUGAACACGACAGAUCCUAGGCUAAAUUAAAACAAGAGAUAAAACAAUUUUGACUAAAUAGGAACAUCACAGAACAACACAAAAGCCUCUCAGACAAUACAAGU
Molecule: messenger RNA, 2017 nt
Organism: Hyposmocoma kahamanoa
Lineage: Eukaryota; Metazoa; Arthropoda; Insecta; Lepidoptera; Cosmopterigidae
Gene: Rsph3
Product: radial spoke head protein 3 homolog
Exons: 9
Coding region: 357-1454 (365 amino acids)
Cellular component (GO): cilium
Source: RefSeq, a predicted model, not a curated record